Molecule: messenger RNA, 920 nt
Organism: Balaenoptera musculus (blue whale)
Lineage: Eukaryota; Metazoa; Chordata; Mammalia; Artiodactyla; Balaenopteridae
Gene: HMX2
Product: H6 family homeobox 2
Exons: 3
Coding region: 99-920 (273 amino acids)
Biological process (GO): regulation of transcription by RNA polymerase II
Cellular component (GO): nucleus
Molecular function (GO): RNA polymerase II transcription regulatory region sequence-specific DNA binding; DNA-binding transcription factor activity, RNA polymerase II-specific
Source: RefSeq, a predicted model, not a curated record
UCGCCUAUGGGAGGCGUCGGGUCACUCCAGCUGAGCCCCGAACUGCCCCUACCUCUCGAGAGGGCAGGGGUCCGAGCGAUCAGUGUCGCCACACAGGGAUGGGAAGCAAGGAAGAUGCGGGCAAGGGGUGUCCGGCGGCCGGCGGCGUCUCCAGCUUCACCAUUCAGUCCAUCCUGGGCGGGGGCCCCUCGGAGGCGCCACGGGAGCCCGCCGGCUGGCCGACCAGGAAGCGCAGCCUGUCCGUGUCCUCGGAGGAGGAGGAGCCGGACGACGGCUGGAAGGCACCCGCCUGCUUCUGCCCAGACCCGCACGGCCCCAAGGAGCCCGGCCCCAAGCACCACCCCCCCAUCCCCUUUCCUUGCCUGGGCACCCCCAAGGGCAGCGGAGGCGCGGGGCCGGCGAGCUCGGAGCGCACGCCUUUCCUUUCUUCGCACCCAGACUUUAAGGAAGAGAAAGAGAGGCUCUUGCCCGCGGGUUCGCCGUCGCCGGGGCCCGAGCGGCCGCGGGACGGCGGCGGCGCCGAGAGGCAGGCGGGCGCGGCCAAGAAGAAGACGCGCACGGUCUUCUCGCGCAGCCAGGUGUACCAGCUCGAGUCCACCUUCGACAUGAAGCGCUACCUGAGCAGCUCGGAGCGCGCCUGCCUUGCCUCCAGCCUGCAGCUCACCGAGACCCAGGUCAAGACUUGGUUCCAGAACCGCCGCAACAAGUGGAAGCGGCAGCUCUCCGCGGAGCUAGAGGCGGCCAACAUGGCGCACGCGUCGGCGCAGACUCUGGUGGGAAUGCCGCUGGUGUUCCGGGACAGCUCGCUGCUGCGCGUGCCGGUGCCGCGCUCGCUCGCCUUCCCCGCUCCGCUCUACUACCCGGGCAGCAACCUCUCGGCCUUACCGCUCUACAACCUCUACAGCAAGCUCGACUACUGA